ACGACGUAGAUGUUGUUGCUUGUAAAGAGGCAAUGUGGGAAGAAUUCCUCCAGGAUUCGGCGAGACGCGACAGGGAAGCGGGGAGCUCUUCUGCCUCUUCCGGGCCGUCAGGGUCAUCUCCGGGCAGCAAUGGCGGCUCACUUCUUGGAGGUUUGGGUGGUUUGGGAGGUGUGGGUGGUCUCAGUAGCAUGGGAGCUAUCCCUGGGUUCAGCGGAAUCCACACAACCUAUCCGGGUGGCAGCGGAACUUAUGGGCCCAGGCGAGCACCAACACUUCUUGACGAACUCGAGUGGGCCGAUUCGGAUACAAGGAGGAGUGAGAGGGAGAGAUUUGACAUCCUACUGGAUCGCUAUGAGAUGCGCAUCAAGAGAUACUGUGCUAGAAUAUACGAGACCACCUCCAUCCCUUGUCUGAUCGCUCGUGACCGUCACGCGUUCGAUGAAUGGGCAUCGGACUCUGACGAAGAGUACGAGCAUUUAGAGAACGGGGACACCCCAACCGGGCGCACGCACGAUACUUCCCGAAGUCCUGGGGCACGCCGGGACGAAGGCGAUGGUCAUACAAGCGCAGACGAAAUGACUCUAGCAGAACCCAACUCUCCGCAUUCAGCAACUGCAGCAAAGCCUAGCAUUCUAGCACAUAUGCCACCAUCUGGAUCUGGCUCAAGUACAGCACCUCCGAUCAUUCGUGAGAGCAAUGGAACGUAG
Acaulospora colombiana is the source of this 707-nucleotide messenger RNA. The record is from the annotation of a GenBank genome assembly. NCBI's taxonomy places the organism in Eukaryota, Fungi, Glomeromycota, Glomeromycetes, Diversisporales, Acaulosporaceae.